AUGGAGGCCAAAAUUACACAGAGCCUUGAAUUUACAAGGGCUGCUGGGAGUAUUAUUAAAGGCUGCUGGAAAGGCCAGGGCCAAGCUGAGACAGUUUCACCGAUCUGCUUCUACAUGUCUGAGAGGCUAAUACGUAUAACGUAUAAUCGGAACGGGCGUACUUUGGCGAUAUAUCACACUAAUAAGGAGAAAGAUAUCCAAUACUUACAAGUUCUCGGCGCUGGAUUGUUGAGACACAAGGCAGUGGAAAGGAGAGUACCGAUGUUCAUGUCGAGAUCUCUCGCACGGAAAAUCAUCAAACGCAAGUUCAAAGAACUGUCCUAUGAAAGCAAUUCCCCAGGAGAUCAUCAAGUGUUCGUCAAAGAAAUUUUGCGAUCAACCAAACAUGGUGCAUAUUUUAAGAGGAGAGGAAGAAGAUCUCUUACUGAAAACGAAGUUGUAACGCUGGAGAAAAUCUCAGCAACUUUAUCCAAAUACUUGUCGAGUUCUCACCUGUCAAAAGUUAUGGAAAGAUGCAACUUGUUCUUUUUGGGUCUCAUCCGCUCCAGAGGACCACUGGAGAACACUCCAAAGGAUCAUUUUAUGGAACGAUUUACAAGGAAUCACAUGGAUUAUGAAGUCAAUGUUGUUAAUCGCGUUUGUCCAUCAGGAAAAUCUCACAAACCUCCAAGAGGGACUGGGUACGAUAGUAACAUUGGGGCCAAUAAAAACGAGAAAUCGCACGAUUGCGAAGACAUGCGCAAUGGAUCAGACCAAGAAUGUUUUGGAAUGUGCGGGAAGAAAUGCUGGUGCUGGCACUGGGUGUGCGGCGAUUGUUGUUUGCACAAGGGUUGUCUGCAACACGAUGCAUGUUGCCGUUAUGCAAAUCCUCAGUAUUUAUCGACAUAUUGCCUUCUUCCGUUUGUUUACGGGUUUGAUUGCGAAAAUGGUUAUCCUGGCUACCCAACUUGUCUGCAUAGGUGA
Pocillopora verrucosa is the source of this 963-nucleotide messenger RNA. RefSeq lists its product as uncharacterized. The record is from RefSeq and is a predicted model, not a curated record. Lineage: Eukaryota; Metazoa; Cnidaria; Anthozoa; Scleractinia; Pocilloporidae.